This is a messenger RNA of Amaranthus tricolor (Joseph's coat), 571 nucleotides long. Its product is annotated as IN2-2 protein-like. The transcript has 2 exons. The record is from RefSeq and is a predicted model, not a curated record. Bases 120 to 494 code for a protein of 124 amino acids. NCBI's taxonomy places the organism in Eukaryota, Viridiplantae, Streptophyta, Magnoliopsida, Caryophyllales, Amaranthaceae. Gene Ontology annotation, cellular component: cytoplasm.
AUCAAUCAAUCAUUAACACUAUUUUCUCAAUUCACUUCCAUUUCUCCACGUAUUCUUUGUUUUUAGAGAAAUGGCAGACAUUGUUAAGAGAAUGAAGUUGGGUUCAAGGUUUAGGGUGUAUGGGAAUGUGUCCUGAAACAGAGGAAGCCAUGAUUGAACUUAUUCACUAUGCUAUCAACUCUGGUAUCACCUUCCUUGACACUUCUGAUGUUUAUGGACCUUAUACCAAUGAAAUUCUUCUUAGUAAGGCGCUUAAAGGAGAGAUGAGAGAAAAGGUACAAUUGGCAACAAAAUUUGGAAUUACAAGUAAGGAUGGUAAAUUUGAAGUGCGUGGUGAUCCUGUCUAUGUAAGGGCAGCAUGUGAGGCAAGCUUGAAAAGGCUUGAUGUUGAUUACAUUGACCUUUACUAUCUACAUCGUAUUGAUAUUCGAGUUCACAUUGAAGUUACCGUCAGUCUUUUUUUUUUUUUUUUUUUUUUUAAUAUUAGCUUUUAAACUUAACUAUUCUACUAGAGCUGUCUCAUUUAUUAUUUUUGGAUUCAGUAUGAAAGAUGAUACCUAAAAACUUAAGA